GUUCCUCAUAAAUCUCAAUGACAACAAACAUGGCGCAUGAUGAGGAUGAAAUUCUAAAAGUCUAUGCUGAAUGGAAACGAGAUGUUUUAGAAGAAAAGAGAUACAUAUUAUGUAAAGAUAUAGAUCCUCAAAGAUUCUUUCCAUUUUUACGUUCAAAGCAAAUUUUAGAUCAGGAUAAUGAAGAAGACAUUAAUUAUGAAAGAACUCGUCUUCGUCGUGCUGAGCGCUUCUUAGAUAUUUUAGUUACGAAGGGACCGGAUGCUUUUGAUUAUUUUUGUGAAGCUCUGUUAACACAAGUUGCUGGACAACUACAUUUACUUAAAGAAAUUCUAGAAGCCUUGGAUGACAAGCGAGAAGACAUAAGUGAUUUGAAUCACCGCCGGGAAUUACCUCCUCUGAGAUUUUCAGUACCGCUACCAACUCCUGGUCAAAUUGGUGGACCAGAAUUACCUUUUGAACCGCCACCCGCUUAUGUUGAGGUCGAAAGGUGAUUGAAUUGUUGGAACAAUAUGCUGUAUGUGCCCAGGGACGAAUGAUAAAACAGUGUAAGCUUCUUAUAAGUAAAUUUGUAGAAAUUUCAGAAAAACUGAACCGUGAGAAAAGUAUAAGCUGUUUUCUAAGGGGCUAGAAUUAAAGUUUAAAAACACAGAAACAACAAUAUAUUUCGUGCUUCAUUCUUAGUAAACUUUGUGUUAUUAUGAUUCAUAAUGAUUGUCAUGUUGUUAAAUCGAAACUUGUAAUUUGUUGCUACCCUGAUGAGAUUAAAUAAUGACACAGAAAGCAAAAGGGUAAGUAAACAACAUUCCUCUCGUCACAAGUUCAAUUUUUAUUUUAUCGAAGUGAGUUUUAAGUAUUAUAAAUCUAAAAAAAUACAUGUAUUUAUCAAAACAAAUUUGUUUUAUAAACUUCACUAAUAACAUUAGCUUCUUUUAUUUCACAUCUCAAUGAAAAUCUCAUAAAAAACAGAAGGAGUCACUAUGACUUUGAUAAUAUUAAAUUUUUUCGUUUUCCAACUUUACUUUAACAAAUAAAUUUUCCAUAAUUUAAAAAAAUCUUUUGGCGAGAAUAAAUAUUUGUUAUAAAAAAGAAAAAGCUAUUUGAACUGUGUGACAGAGAAGUUUGUUUCUAAAGUUAGUCGAAACAUCAAAUAGAGCAUUUUUUUACACUGCUGCUUUGGUUGAAGAAUAAAAACAGUAAAAAGUAGCAAAACAAACAUGGACCCGAACACAGGGUGAAUAGCGUGGUAACGGCUACGCACAAAGUUACCCUCUUCCGCACACACAGUGCAUUUAGCAUACGUAUAUACACAUAUAUAUAAAAAAAUAAAACUUUCUACUAUGCUAGCUAGAUAAUACCUGGUAGGUUCAAAUAGACUAAUAUCUUCGCAUACAUUUUACGUGUUCUCUUAAAAAGAUUCAUAUACGUAACCGCAUGCGUUCUAGCUAUUUAAGUUUGGAACGAACGAAAUAUGUUGUUGUCAGACAUAAAUUGAACCAUUUAAUAGACUUUUGGUUCUUAGGUUUUGUUAUAUAUUAAACUGUGUGUGGCAGAAUCGAUAAUCUAGGUGACAUCAUGUUGAGUGACGCGAUGCGUUUUUAUAUUUUUACUUUACAUAGAUUAAGAUCAUUAUUAGUUAAAGCAGGAUAGUAAAACUCCUCAACGCAGAUAAUGAACUUUCCUUACGUGGUUUUAAGGGUAAAACCCAGAAAACAGCAUUUUGACCCACAAAGUCAAAAUAAAAACUUUUUGUCGAGAUUUCUUUUCAUUUUGCGUAAAAUAAAUAAAUUUAUUUACCUCAGACCUAAAAAAGGGAGAUGCACAAGGCGCGGUUGGGUUGUAAAUAUUGAGUCAAGUUAAAUUUGAAAUAAUAAAAUGAAUAACCGCAUGAGCA
Molecule: messenger RNA, 1891 nt
Organism: Hydractinia symbiolongicarpus
Lineage: Eukaryota; Metazoa; Cnidaria; Hydrozoa; Anthoathecata; Hydractiniidae
Product: caspase-2-like
Exons: 1
Coding region: 18-491 (157 amino acids)
Biological process (GO): regulation of apoptotic process
Molecular function (GO): death domain binding; protease binding
Source: RefSeq, a predicted model, not a curated record